This is a messenger RNA of Mya arenaria, 9845 nucleotides long. Its product is annotated as protein mono-ADP-ribosyltransferase PARP12-like. Gene Ontology annotation, molecular function: metal ion binding; NAD+ poly-ADP-ribosyltransferase activity. The record is from RefSeq and is a predicted model, not a curated record. NCBI's taxonomy places the organism in Eukaryota, Metazoa, Mollusca, Bivalvia, Myida, Myidae. The transcript has 14 exons. Bases 450 to 3230 code for a protein of 926 amino acids.
AAUGACUUUGAGGAAAUGCUUUAACAAAAUGGCUACGAAGAGAUUAAGAUGAAUAUGUUGAAAAGGUGUUUGCUAAUAUAUGCCGAUGAUAUUGUUCUAUUUUCUCAAACACCGGUGGGUUUGCAAAUAGGUUCUGAUAUUUUCUUUAGGGUUGUUAUACAUGGAAAAUGAAAGUAAAGGUAGAAAAACAAAGGUUAUGAUUGUAAGGAAAUCAGAAUUACUUCCGAAAAAAUAUUUAUACACGGAAACAAUAAAUAAAGGGGAUUGGAGACUUUUCCAAGACUGAUAAACUUCUAUAAAAUCUACUGUAUAAGGAGGCAAAAUACAAGGGCAGGACCCUCAGAGGAUGCCGCCGACCGAACAUGAAGUAUUAUCGGGGGCCUAUUUAGGAGGACCUUACCAAAAAGAUAUAAGUUCACAAAAAACUUCAUUGCAUCUAGUGCUUUAAAAUGGCGAUGGCUAUGGAUCAAGAUAAGGAUGACAUUGUUCGCAGAGUGAUAAGACUUCUGGCGUCACAACCGAACAAUGUGAUAGAAUUUGCAGAUUUGCAUGCUAACUUCAAGUCGCUCAUGGAGGAAAGACAAUUUGAACUUUUCCUUAGAAACUAUGCCGAUCAGCUUGAGUUGUUUGAAGAUGGACCAUUAUUUGUCCGUCUUGCUAUCAAAGUUAAGGUAUGUAAAAUGCAUUGUUCAAACCAGACCUGUCCGGGAAACAUCUCAGUAUGCAAAGGCUUACAUAUUUGUAAGAGGUAUAUUUUAUAUGGAAACUGCAUACACAAUCCUUGUAUUGUUGGGCAUGACUUAACAACUUCCCAUAACAUGGAAGUUCUGAGUCAACUCUUACUGGAUCAGUUACCAGUGCCUCUUGUUGAAGAUCUCCUUAAACGUCCUAACAAGAGAAAGCCAACCCAAAAACGUGAGAUUUACAACAGGGCUGGUGGAUGCAGAAAUGAUGAAGCCGGAAAACCAUGCCCAAUUCUGCAUCGAUCUAAAUCCGGGAAUUACUCCGGAAGAGAUGGACUUAUUCCUGAACCGAUGCUCGGAAGAAACGCUGCCACAGAGAUAUGUGAGUCUUACAACAAGAAUGGGGGAUGCAGAAAAGAUAAAGCCGGAAAACCAUGCCCAUAUCUGCAUCUAUGUAAAAACAACAUAACACGGGAAUGUAUGACAGAAAACUGCCAAAGAAGCCAUUUCAUUCAUGAGAGUACAGUAAGGAAUGUCUUAGAGAAGCAUGGCAUCAGUAUGGGAAGAAUACCAAAGGAGAAUUUAGCAGUAUUCAGAAAAAUAAUGCAGGCUAAUGACGGAAAUUACUCCGGAAGAGCUGGACCUAUUCCUGAACCGAUGUUUGAAAGAAACGCUGCCACAGAGAUAUGUGAGUCUUACAACAAGAAUGGGGGAUGCAGAAAAGAUAAAGCCGGAAAACCAUGCCCAUAUCUGCAUCUAUGUAAAGACUACAUAAUACGGGAAUGUAAAAGAAAGAACUGCCAAAGAAGCCAUUUCAUCCACGAGAGUAUGGUAAGAAAUGUUUUAGAGAAGCACGACAUCAGUAUGGGAAGAAUACCUAAGGAGAAUUUAGCAGUAUUCAGAACAAUAAUGCAGGCAAAUGACGGGAAUUACUCCGGAAGAGAUGGACCUAUUCCUGAACCGAUGUUUGAAAGAGGUAGGCCACCUCAAGGGAAACUGAUAAAACCGAUGUCAGGCAUGACUAUACAGGACAGUGGAGUUGAGCCCACUUCAAGAAGACCCCCUUUGGCUCAUGCACAAGGCGGAGCAGAAGCAGUCAUGCCAGGCAAACGAACCACAAGGUCCACGAGGCCAGCUAGAGCCAUGCGAUCCCAAAACCAAGGGGUGCCAUUCAAUAUCAGGCGGGCUAGCCCAAGUCCUGUUGGCAGAGUGAGGCAGGCAACAUCAGAUAUGGUAUCAGAAACUGCGGCAAACAACAUCCUUAACAAGAAGAUAUGCAUUUACCACUUGAAGAGUCGAUGCGCGUACUUUGAAAGGUGUUUUAAUUACCACUGUGAACUACUGUACCAGUGGUUCUACCGGUUUGAUGACAGUGCUAACUGGGAAACAGUCGAACCCCAGGAAAACAUGCGUAUGGAACUGCACUACAGCGAUCCAGCCAAAGUUGAAUACAGUUUGUUUAUUGGAGCUAUGUUGGUGCAACUGAAGUUCAAGACCAUGAAAGCAGAGGGUGGAGGCAAGCAACUGACAUUCCAUCGGGUGUCAACAGAGACGUCGGCAAUUUUGGAUUCGCACCCCCUUGCAACAAGCUGGCAGUGGUUUUGGAUGGCAGAGAAUGGGGAUUGGAAUAAAUAUGGUGAUGAUGCAGAUGGAUACCGUUCAACAAUCUCGAGCCAGGACCUAGAACAAGCUUACAUCUCAAACCCCGAUGGCCAGCUUAAGUUUAGUACUCAAGGGCAUGAGUAUGUUCUAGACUUUGCAAAUAUGGUGCAGCGUAACCUUGUCUUCAAGACCGAGCGAGAAGUAUCAAGACGACCAAAGUUCGUAUCAAAAGAUGAGUUAGAAAGUCGCAAGAAACAACCAAUAAUACAGAAACCUGCAAGAUCUGCAACAUCAGGGUUUGUCCCUGUCGCUCCGCAACACUGGAAUCUGAGACCAACCGAUGAACUGUUGAACCAUUGUAAGCUCGUUCCACUUGAUGAGCGGAAUCCCAGUAUGAACACUGAGUACAAUAAGAUUAAAAGCAUGUUUUUUGAGACCAUGGAUAGAAAGACGGACACUAUUGUGUCGAUCUCCAGGGUGGAAAAUGGUGACCUUUGGUAUAACUAUCUUAGUAAAAAAGAUAAACUGAAAAAGAGGAACAAGGGCGUAGAUGUGGAGGAGAGACAACUCUUCCAUGGCACCAGUAAUGACACCGUGGAGGCCAUCUACAGACAAGGUUUUGACUUCAGGCUGAGUGGAACUGCUUCAGGUACAGCUUAUGGAAAAGGCAGCUACUUUGCAACCACUGCCAAAUACUCAAACUGCUACACAGACAGACAGAAGGAAACCAUGGGGAUGUUUAUUGCUAAGGUGCUAGUGGGAGAUUACACAAAGGGAGAUAAAUCAUACACCAGACCCCCACAGAAAGACCCCCAUGAUCUGUCGAGUCCUUUGUACGACUCUUGCGUUGAUAGUGUUACAGAUCCAAAGAUUUUUGUUAUCUUUGAACUCGGUCAGGUGUACCCAGAAUACUUGAUAAAAUACAAGUCUGAUUUCUCCCCGUAGUUUUUGUGCUAUACUUCAAGAUGAAAAAUAUGAUUUCAUCGAUUCCAAAGCAUCUUUCGAAUUUAACCUAAGGAAUGAAAAUAUCACUUUUAAGCACCAUUUUUUGAAAAUCCAUUGUAGUACCUUUCCCGAGAGCAAAACUAACACAUCACUUUAAAACCAGAAAUUGUUGCCAAUAAUUUGAUAUUGAUGAAAGGUUGAUUAAAUUUAAAUAACGUUUUUUUUUUGGAACAAAUGACAUUAUAUUAGAAAUAUUGUAAUCCUAUUCUUCAAACGUUUUAUUGAACUUUAAAGGAAUGUUCGAACCUUUGCUUUCGUACAAAACAAAUUACAGACGAAAUCAACUGCUCGAACAUUUUUUAUGUUAUAAAAAUAUAUUAUCUAUCACAUGUAUUCAAAAAGUUUGACUUUGUAAUACGAAUUUCCCUUAAGAUUAACACAAUAUUCACUGAUUUUUUUUAUCCCCCCACGCCUCAAAUUUUUUCACCAACCUGGCGUGGUCUUCACUCUUUAUCAGUAAAACGACCCGUCUUCGAGCAAAUUAGACUAGUAUCUGACAGUGAAUAAUGAAUGAAUACUCAUGUAUCAUGUAACAAACUCUAAAACUAUGAAAAAUGUUUUAAAUCCAAUGAUAAUCCGCAUUUUUUUUUUGCUAACACGUUUGUACUUUCAAAUUUUCAUUCAAUAAAUGGCGGCGUAGUAAUUUGGUCUUGUAUUCAUGCCCAGUUUAAUUUAAAAGAACAAUCGUGCAUUAACUGUUAUAUUUUGGAACAUUGUUGCAUUAGUAAAACUUCAUUUUUAAUGUUCAUUAACAAUUUAAAUUAAAACAAAAACCCGACUCAACAAUAAACUAUAAAAAACACUUUUACGGAACGAUUUAUCCACGAACCGAAAAUAAAAAAUGACAGUUAUCAACUGUUGACUUUGAUUGAGGGGCGUCCCAUGGGUAGCGGCGUAACCAACUCUCUUUUCAAGGGGGGGGGGGGGGGUAUACAGAAAAAUUCCGAAAAUAACCAUAAAAAAAAUAGACCAUUGUGUUGAUUUCAGUGUAAGAUCGUAUUUAAUUUCACUCGUGAUCAUGGCAAAACAAUAUUUUCUAUGACACUCGUGAUAUAAAAUACGAUCGUACACUGAAAUCAACAUAUAUCCUCUAUGUAUAUCAUUUAUAUAGUCAAAUGGUAAUAUAUAUGAGUGUAUCAAACCUCAUCAUGUUUGACUUCAUAUUGAUUCUUUAGCAGUCGGUGUAAUUAAUGAUAAUUUUAAUAUUAAAACAUUGGGUGAUUGUUGUCAAUAAUUAUGGUUUUGUUGUUCCUAAUAGCUAAUUUCUUGGUCCCAUCCAGUAGUCACACUGUCCGUUCGUCCGUGUCUACGCCCGUUUCACUUGAAUUAAGAUGUGAUUAACCUAUUUGGACCAAACUUCAUAUAAAUGUCCAGCAGUAUGGGAUGGUGCUUCUCACAUGACACUUAUUCUCUCGCCUCAAUGGUCAAUGUUAUACUUUGAUGUCAACUGGCUAUCACUCUGACUAGACCUGAUCGGUGGCAUUUAUCACAUUCCUGUGAUAGCUUUUUUAUCCAAUUGCUUAUGUUUAAAUACAUUUUUGCUCAAUAAAAUGAUUAAGUUUAAUAGCAUGAAAUGUGCUUAAGUAAUUAUUGAUUUAAACACUCACAAAGAAAGACAUAUUGAACGUAAUUAAUAAGUUUUAUUAAGAGUUAACACAUGCUUUGAUAGGUAAACAUUUUUUCUGGAAGAAUUUGUUGCUAGGCAACCAAAGAUUUUUUUUCAAAACCAAGCAAAUAUUCCACAUCCAUUUCCAAGAAAAAAACACGCAUUUACAAUAUGGAUGGAAUACGUUUACCAUCAUUUAAAUAUAUAAACAGGGUAUACAAGCUGAAAUGUUUAAAAAAUCUCCAACUACAGUGAAACGUUAGGGAAAACAAAGAAUUGUUAGAUUGGCUUAUUAACCAAAUUUAGAAGAAGAAUCCUGUUUUUAAAAGUAACAUUUAUUGAUAAUAUGAUAAAUGUAAUUUAACAACUCAUUUACGUACUUGAGUCAUACAGCUUUUAAGUUAAUAACUAAGAAGUGAACAUAAGUUUCUAAGGGACAUAGCAUUUUAUAAGUGUGUUGCUAAGCAACCAUGAAAUAUGUAAAAGUUUCCCUUAUUCAAUAUGCAAAAAUAAAAAAAAACUAUAUGCCAUACUCGGUUUAAAAAGGAUAGGAUCAGUAAUACUUAUUUUACAAUGUUAAAAAGUAAAAUACGUAAAAAGUAGAUAAAAAAAUCUAAUUAUACUCAUUUACAUAAAGGUAGGAAAAUAAUUAAUUAAUAUAUUGAGUCAAAUCUGCUCAGAUGUGAAAACUGUUAAUUUUUAAUCAAUGCAUUGAUCAUAAUGACAGAUCAUUUGAUUUUAAAAUUAAUCAAUCAUUCAUAUCAGUUGUCAUCAGCUAGAAAUUGAAAUUAAGCAUAAUAUAAACUCUUAAUUUUGAGUUUACAAUCACUUUUAAAUAGUUUAUCCUUUUUAUUUGAAAGACAUUACUUUCAUUACAAAAAAGGAAGAAAUUAAAUGUAUAUAGUGAACUGAAAUAUACAAAAAUAUUACAUGUAUAUUCAAUAAAAUUUAUGUUCUGAAUAAAAAUGACAUGUAUGGUCAAGCAGGGCAAAUAAAACUGAAUUUGAUAGUUGUUGAGUAAUGCGUGUAUCAUGUAAACAAUAGACAAUAGACGAGUGUUUGACGCUUCUCUUUGAUAUUGUUAUUGUGUUUGUGAAGCGUAGCUUUAGAUAGCAUGAUAUAUAUUUUACUCUUAUGAAAUAUUAUUUCAUGUGUCAUGUAGUUAUAAGCACUCUUAGCAGUUUUUUUUUGGUUGUAAUUAAAUUACAAACGGCAUGUGUUACACGAAAUGUGUUGAUGUUAAGGGCUUUCCACAGUGACAAAGUGGGUGGGGAAGGCCAAAAGUAAAUAUCCUUUCAAGAGUUCUUGUUUUGUUUAGUUUUGAGGAACUUACCAUUAUUAUGGCUUAACUAAUUUAAACUGUUUUAAAGAGAAAAAAACAUGCAUCCUUAACAACAUAUUUAGUGUGAUAUGGAGUUGAGCAAUAUUAACAAAAUAAUUUUUUAUCUGAUUUUGAUAUACAAUAUAAUUAUAUGUUUUUGUCGAAAUGCUUCAAACUCCCCAGUCAACAAUAUAUUAUGAUUUCCUAAUAAUAUUUUCAAAAAAAGAAGAAAUAUAUUAAAAACAUAGUGAAUUCAAUUCAUUUCCUGGUUAUACAAAUGCGAAUAUAUUUCUUAAACUGGACGAAAACACGGUGGAAGGCCUUUCAGCAACAACUAUUGUUUGCUGAGUGUUUGAUGUAAGUACCAAUGUGUGUUAUAUAUUAUUAAAUAUGUCACAUUGUUGUUUCAUGUGCAUAGUUUUAGGCUGAAAUCUCAUGAACUGUUAUACUUAUAUCUAGUUUUAUAACGUAUAGCUAAUAUUUAGCUCACCUGAGCAUGAAGUGCCUAGGAUGAGCUAUUGUGAUCGUCAUAUAUCCGCCGACCUUCGUCUAGCAUCGUCUCUGAAACUCCAUGGCCUAAACCCGUGUUGAUUGGAAUGCAGCCUCACGUUAUGGUCCUUUUCCACGAUUGUUCAAAUUAUGAACGUGGGGUCAAAAGUUUCACCGCUUGGGCAACAGUAUUCUAUAUACUUAUAUAGUAAUAUCAUCUCCUAAACCGCAAAGCAUAGACCGCAUUGAUGCCGUAUGUAGUGGUGCUUUACCAAGAUUGUUCAACUUCUGUCCCUGUGGUAAAAAAUAGCCCCGCUCCGACGGUCACAAGUUUUAUGGGGGUCCCAGGUUUUAAUAUACGUUUAAAGUAAAAACAUUUAAAUUAUUUUCUGAAACCGCAUGGCCUAGACUUUUGGUAUUUGGUAUGCUGAUGUAAUGGUUCUUUACCAAUAUUGUUCAAAUCAUGUUCCUGGGGUGAAACAUGGUUGAGUCAAUUUGGAGUUGAAAUCAUACUCGAGAGUUACAAGAUUUCAAUUUAAUUCAGAUUGUGAACCAUACCUGCACUAAUGUUUGAUUUACAAAACUAUUUUCAAGAACUUGUAACAGUUUGUGCAUACUAACAGUUUUAUAUUAACAUGUGAGCAGUGAAUAUAUUAUUAUCUCACAAAAUAUACCUUAAAUUUUGCAUACAUGUAUAGCAACAGUCGGCUACCAUUGUCAUUAGAUCCGUUGUCCCUGGAGCAACAACCUGUCAAUAGCUGAACUAUUGUAUGCAUUAUUGUGAUUGCUUCAAUGUUGAUUUGUGACAAGUGUUAUAUCAUAUCGUUUUGAAAUUGCUCUCCUCAUAUGUUAAAUGCGUGUUUUGCUUAUCAAAUUUCUCUCGUUUUAAAGACAUGAGCAUGAUUCAUCUGUUUAAAAGAGGAGAUGCAAAUUAUUACAAAAUCGAUAAAAUCGUUUAGCAACAAAUGACAUGAAAUAAAAGGCUGUAUCAUCUAAAAAAGUAGCCUGUAUUGGGUAAGGUCACUAUUUUACGUCAUUUUGCUUGAUUAUCUUUCAAGAGUUACUUGCCCUUUAGAACAGAGUUAUUUUUAAACUACCAUGUUUGUACACUAAGAAAACGCUGCAAAAUCAUCGUAGAAAGCGACAGCGAAUAACUUUUAAAUCCGUGCACACAGUAAAACUUGACAGACCGAUGUAGGUCACAUAAACCGCGUAAAUGCAUGUACUCUGAGUGUGACGUCAUCAAAUUGUGUACUUAUUGGGGGGGGGGGUUGGUUAAAAUCGUUCGUUAUUCAUGCUGUUGAAUAUUUUACUACACAUUUUUAUAGUUGUGACUUGGUAAGCGCUUUAUCAGAAUUAAAACUUGAUAACUGCUAGCUACUUUUGUCAUUUUAAUUUGGAACUAUUUAUAUGGCGCAUCGUUGGCAUUCUACUCUGAGUACUUUGGCUGUCAAACAAUCGGUUCAGAAAGUGGAACUCAAUUGGUAAUAAAAACACCGUUUUAAGCAUGUGAUAAAAAAGAUCUGACAUUCGUUGUCAUUUUAUACACGAAUUUAAUUAAACUCGUCCAUAAAAGUUGUUAUUAAGCUCGCCAGAUGCUCGCUUACUAACAAAUUUCAUAAACUCGUUUAAUAAAAUCUUGUAUUAAAUGUCAACUCAAGUCAGAUCCUAUAUUUCUAUGUUGUGUACACCUACUAAUGCUUUUGUAGUGAAAGGUUGUGGGGUUUUAUGUGUGUGUAUUAUUUACCAUAAUUAUGGCUUAACUAAUUUAAAUUUUGAUGUGAUUGUUUCAUUGUUGAUUUUGUGACUUGUAUUAUUUCAUCUAUAGCAAUCUAAAAUAGUUCUACACGUAUAUUCCAUGUGUGUUUGCCUAUCAAAAUUUCUCCCAGUUGAAAAAACAUGAGCAUGAUUCAUCUGUUUAAAAAAGUAGAUACAAAUUAUUAUAAAAUCGAUAAAGUCGUUAAACAAAAAAAAAUACGUGAAAUAAAAGGCUGUAUCAUCUAAAGUAGUAGCCUGUAUUGGGUAAAGUCACGUUUUAACGUCAUUUUGCUUCAAGAGUUACUUUCCCUUUCGAACAUACUUAUUUUUUAAACUAAGUGAAUGACCUGUUUUGCCAGUAACUGAUAUAGCACAGUUGUCAAAGUACCGAGCUAUGAACCUGAAGGAAACUGGUUCGAAACCAUGUAGCUCUAAAGCUCUUUUUCUGUUGUUGUUGUUGGUGUAAAGUGUGAGUUGUUUGUUUAUAGUGUUGGAGGUGUUUGGGGUGUUUGCUGGUAACAAAUAUCAAAACUACAGGUUUCGAUAAUAUAAAAUACUUAAAAAAUGUUCAUUUAAUUUUAAGAUUACUCUUAGAUAUUGAUUUUUUAAAACGUUUGGUUUUUAUUUUAUCGCGAAACAUUCUUCAUUUCACUUAAUUCAAAACUGCAUCCUUUGAGUCUGUGUCUGUCUCAGACCGAUUACUUGUGUCGGAAUAAGACUUCAGACUGCCAAUAAAGGAAUGUUCAAACUAUGACCAAACUUAGGAGCUCUAAAGAACAGGUUUGGUCUGCUACACCCAAACGAUUUGCGGACCCAAUUGCUUAAGUUCGUUAUAGAUCUUCACGGGUGUCUUUGUCUUGUAACAUAAAUCUUUCAGUGUUAAAAAAACCCAUAAAAAGCAAAGUUAAUCUAAAAUAUAUACACACUGGACUUGAAAUCAUAACUAUAGAUAUUGGCGAUUAUAAGUUCGAUGCUCUAUCGCCGUGGCCAUCCUGGCUUUAGUAAUUAACGGAGUUGAUUACCUAAAGUACGGAUACAUCCAAUAAUGUUUUAUUUAAAAGGUACAUUCACGACUUAUUGCGUUAAAUGGGGACUAUAUCUAUUUACUUUUUAUCUUAUACAAUGGGAUGACAAAUUAGUAGUUGUAGAAGUGGUCAGUUUUGAAAAUUGAAUUGUUUCUUAGUUAAAGCAUCGUAAGUGAUCAACCACUAUACUCGCCAUAAGGAACUUGUUUUAAACGUGUUUUGUAUUUGUUGAUGCACUGAAAGCAAGGUUAUGCACUGUAUUUACUCGUUAGCCAUUAGAUGCCAUACGUUUAUCUAUGUUAGCACUUAUUGCUUAUUAAUGCUUUUGAAGUGAAAAUAAAAUAUAACACAGUUGA